GUCUCGCGCAUUCGCUUUUCUUCGACUGUUACAACUGUACCGUACCGGCCACACAGUGAAGUAGGUACGGCGGUCAUAGUUGGUUAUUGUUGUUAUUUUUUUUUUCACCAAAUAUUUAAUAAUAUUUUUUCAUUAACGCCGAGACGAAAAUCCCGUUUUUUGGAUUUUUUUUCCAUCGAAUAAUAAAUAAUCCAUUUCUAACAAGAGAUGGCUCAUUUCAGAAAAACCAAAAAAGAUCACAACAAGGCGUUCAUCAUUCUCAGAAAGGGAUCUGAAGAUUCAGACGUUAUAACAAAUACAGCGGACCUGUCUCUGGGCAUUGAAAAAGAAGCGCUGCGGCGCGAAAAUGAGCACAGAGCUCGUUCACAACUACUUAACAGUCGUACAAAACCGGUGGCGUUUGCUGUUCGCACAAAUGUCGCAUUUGACGGUAAAAAAGACGAUGACUCACCAAUACAAGGCUGUGCGAUCACAUUUGAUAUUAAAGAUUUUUUGCAUAUCAAGGAGAAAUAUGACAAUAACUGGUGGAUAGGCCGACUGGUUAAAGAGGGCUCUGAUGUGGGUUUUAUACCAUCCCCCGCCAAACUCGAACUCCUGCGUCAGAUGAACCCAUCACGAAGCUCAAAAAAUCAUUCUUCCAAAAACUCGUCAUCAUCAAACUUAGCUGAAGAUGAUGAUCCUAUUGGAAGUGGUCGUAUAUCUGCCAGAACCACAUUAACCGCUCCUACAGCCAAAGACAAACGCAAAAUUUUCUUUAAAAAACAGGAGACCACACCACCUUAUGAUGUCGUGCCAUCAAUGAGACCAGUUGUGCUUGUCGGGCCAUCUCUAAAAGGAUACGAGGUGACCGACAUGAUGCAAAAAGCUCUAUUCGACUUUUUAAAACAUCGUUUUGAAGGAAGAAUAAUUAUUACACGUGUAAUGGCCGAUAUAUCUUUAGCUAAACGAUCUCUUCUCAAUAACCCCUCAAAAAGAACAAUCAUAGAAAGUAAACCUGGUUCAAACUCAAGAACGAAUAUAAUGGCUGACGUACAACAAGAAAUAGAACGGAUUUUCGAACUCGCACGAACAUUACAGCUUGUCGUUUUGGAUUGUGAUACUAUCAAUCAUCCAUCGCAAUUAGCAAAAACUUCUUUGGCGCCAACCAUAGUUUACUUAAAAGUCUCGUCACCUAAAGUUCUCCAGCGGUUGAUCAAGUCGCGGGGCAAGUCUCAAACCCGACACCUGAACGUGCAGAUGGUUGCGUCCGAGAAGUUGGCCCAGUGUCCGCCAGAGAUGUUCGACGUGAUACUGGACGAGAACCAGCUAGAUGAAGCGUGCGAACACAUAUCCGAAUACUUGGAAGCGUAUUGGCGCGCGACCCACCCGCCCGUCACGCCCGACCCCAAUGAACAACAGCUGUUGACCAGACCGAUCAGGAGCUCGCCGAGCAUGGACAUGCCCAUCAUGUCGUCGAUGAUGAACAACUACCAGCCGUCAGAAUACCAAUCGAUGGAUCGCAUUCCACCGCGUCUCGAGCGCAUGCGCACCACCGAGUACGACGACUACGAGCUCAGCGAUCACGACAGCAUGGUGUACGUACCGCCGGCCAUCGGGUACCAGUCGAAGCAACCUCAACAGCAACAGCAUCACAAGCACCACCAGCAGCAGCAACAGCAGCAGCAUCAACAGCAGCAUCAUCAUCAUCAGCAGCAGCAGCAGCAGCAGCAGCAUCACCAUCAGCAGCAACAGCAUCAUCAUCAGCAGCAACAGCAGCAGCACCACUCGCAGCAGCACUAUCAACAACAGAAACAGCAUCAGCAUCAUCAGCAGCAGCAGCCGCCGCAACACUAUCAACAGCAACAGCAGCAACCGCCCAUGCGACGGCAGCACAGCGUGUCGUUCGAACGGGGUCAGUCGCAACGCGGACAGCCGCGUCCGGGCAGCAGCUCGCACAACGUGCACCACCAGUUGUCGUACCAGCUCAGCUCGCAGACCGACAUGCUGACGCACAGCCCGCCGGAGAACUCGUCCGACCAUCUCAUGUCGUACAUGUCGCCCACACUCAGAUCGUCGUCGUCCACGUGGCGCGGCAACGUAAACAUUUAGUACAAACAGACGGAAUUUUAAUGACAGCGCGUUCGACUACGUUUUUUUAGGUGACCGACGGCGAUCGUCAGACGUAUAACGAUAAUAAUGUGCAAUAACGAUAUGUGACGGCGGUGCGACUGGGUACUCUUUCUCUCUGUUGGUCGUGUUUCUUGUUGGAACACGGCGGCGAUGGUGUUGUUGUUGUUGCGUUAAUAAUUAUUGUUAUAUUGCCGUUGCGAUCGUUGUUCGUCACCCACAGACUCGUUGGCGUGACUGUCAUUAAUAUUGCCGUAAACAAAACAAAUGUCAUGUAAAACACCCCGUUAGGAGGGUAUCAUUGCGAUAUUAUAUAAUAUACAUACCUAUCUUAGCAUUAGUCAACACGUCUCGUAGAUGAUAAAGGAACGGACGCAUAUAGGGCCACGAGACACGUGUAAAUAAUUGGAUAGGACGUGUCCACAUAUAAUAUUAUCAUCGUUGGUCGUUACUAUAAUCGCGAGAACGGCGGCGAUGUCCCGGCAAUAAUAUUAUGACGUGUCUCGAACGGAGAAAAAAUAGCUUCGUAGGCGUUCGAAACCUGCAAAAAUCGGUGGGUCCGUGUCUCAUUCGUUAAUUCGUUCGUGGAUAGGACAAGCCUGCGAAACCGCGGGGUCGCCGCCUUUUUCGUGCCAGAGCAGAUGAACGGUUCUUGUCUUUUUUAUCCGAAACGAGUCCUUUAAAAGCAACGGGCUCCGUAUUCCGUGAUAAUACCACAAACACGAGACGGUCAUGUGGGCUGGACCAAAAUUCAUGAAACGAUGACAAACCGAGGCAUAUAGCUACCUAUACCGUUCAAUAUUUUUCAACUCACUCGUGAGAUCUACCUUACCCCCUGCCCCUUACACGUGCAGUUUAUUCUUCGACGAUUCCUUCCGUUUAUUCUGCACUAAAAGCGACCUCCUCUGUACUGGAAAUGUCCUGUUCGCGUGUAUUUAUCGUUGUCUUGUGGAUACAACCCUAAAAGCUCAUCACCAUUCAAUUGUCGUGUAAUAAACACGGAUAAUAAACGUAUUUGUAUAUUAUCCACUGUAUACGGGGGCGAUGAGCUACGAUGAUGUCCUUUAUACACUCCUUUAUUAUCUGCGGGAGACAACACGCUGCACUGGUAUACACCCACGCGUAGACUUAUUCGUGACAAAUAAUCAUGUAAAAAAUAUGUACAAGUCUAUGUGGAGGUGUAUACUUUGCACGAUAUAGUUAAUAAUAAUAUGAUAUAUAAUAUGUGUAAAUAUAUUAUUAUUAUGAUUUAGUAAAUACGUCAUUAAUAUUAUAUACAUAAUUGAACUUCAAUUGCCUUAAUUGGACCAACAUUAUACUGAGUGCUUAUUAUAAUUAUUUAUAAUCGUAUUUCGUAUAUUAUUAACUUUAUGACGAAUAAAUCUGGUUAUGUUUAACAAUUUGAAUACCUAGUUAUAAUAAGUUUAAACGUGUAGCGUAUAAUUAUCAAUAGAAAUAUUAUUAUUAUUAUUAAAUUUAAGCAAUUUUUUAUCCGAUAAAUUAACGCCCGCCACUGGGCUAUACUAAUGUAGAAAAAAUAAAACCCUAAUCAUCAUGAAACUCUCAAAAUGUAUUGUAAGGUAGCGUUUAUUAUACUCUUGUAAAACAUGAUUUUUAAUGUUUUCAAUAGUUUGUAUAGGUUUCUUAGUAUAGUUAGGUAUACGGCUAAUAUACAUAACGGGUAAUAACUAAUAUUUAAGGAUAAUAAUAAUAAUUGUUUUUCAUAAUGCUUGCCCUCGUUUAAUCAAUUAAACGUGAUAAAAUUAUCGAAAUUUAACCUAAUCGCCUUUGUGUGUUUCUCUUUUUAUUUGUGUUUAUUUUAUUAUAAUACUGCUUUUUUUAAUAUACAGUUUUCUUUUAAAUUAAGUAUCUAAAUUUAAUUGUUUUUUUUUUUUUUAUCAUUAUUAAGGUUAUUUUACUAGAUUUAUUUAUUUUUGUUGUUUUCUUUUUCAAAUCCGUACACAGUGUUCAAAAACAACGGUUUUCAGCCUAUAUUCAAAACUGUUGUUUUUCGAAAAUGUUUCCAAAAUUAUAAUAACACACACUGUAAACAGGGUCUUUCCGAAUUUCACGUUAUAGAAAAACAACGGGUAAUGCUUACGUAACAGAGCAUUAUGCAAUCCCCUCAAUUUUUGUAACAUGAAAUUUGGAAAUCACUGUGUAUAAAGUAUAAAUAUAAUUUAAUUACCUACUGAAGUAGAUUGCUUUUUGUUUCCUUUAAUAUAUAAUAAUUAAUUAACGGUCCUAUGAUUUCCUCUCAACGUUUUAAUAUCCUAUAGAGAGAUGGAAAUUAAACGUUAAUUGUGUAUAUUAUAUAUAUUAUAUAUUAUCAUCCGAUUUUAUUUACUUAUGUUAUUAUGAACUAUUGUACUGUAAUAAUAA
Molecule: messenger RNA, 4488 nt
Organism: Rhopalosiphum maidis (corn leaf aphid)
Lineage: Eukaryota; Metazoa; Arthropoda; Insecta; Hemiptera; Aphididae
Product: voltage-dependent L-type calcium channel subunit beta-1-like
Exons: 9
Coding region: 208-2088 (626 amino acids)
Biological process (GO): neuromuscular junction development; calcium ion transmembrane transport; chemical synaptic transmission
Cellular component (GO): voltage-gated calcium channel complex
Molecular function (GO): protein binding; high voltage-gated calcium channel activity
Source: RefSeq, a predicted model, not a curated record